AUGUCUGGAAUCUUGAACGAAGCUGUCACCCCUUGUCCGUCGAGGUCGAGAUCCUCAGGCAUCGGCGAAGACAGCGGCAGCGAGUGGGCCAGUUUGCUGGAGGGAGACUCAUAUCGUGAGCCCACUGGACAGAUUGAAUUUACUACGGAAGUACGAGCACCGACACUUACUGGGGUACGGCCUCGACGAGCCAACCGAGCUAGUUCUGCUUUUCAGAUCCUGGAGGAUGUGGUGGAGAAGCCCACUGGUCCAGCAGAGAAACGAAAAAGACCAAAUGGAGUAACCAGGCUCCCCUCGGAUCGCAAAUCAUCCUUGCUUGCUCAGCCGGCCCAACGAUUUCGCCCGAAAGUCAACUUUGCCCCGAGUCCACCAUCCCGACUUGUGAAACCAGAAACCGAGACACGACCGAAGACUCGAGGAUUCGGAACAAAGGCCGGGGACGGACCCCUACCCGAACUACAUCCAAGCUAUGGAGAAUCACACCAAGUUGGAAACGAAGAUGAGCUGAAGAAGCACGUCCGGCGCAAUACGGUGUAUAUCCCACCGGAUGAUACUACUGUGGCUAGCGUUUUCAUGGGGCUGUUCAGUCCACUUUUGAAGCCACGUGGAGAUUAUCUGCAACAGAUUGUGGAAGAUACACAGGUCAACACUCUCGAGGCCCGAAUCGCAAAGCGUCAAGCGAGAAAAUCAUCGACGGCGUACGCUCGCAAGGUUCCUCUACAGCCAAGUGCGAAGAUUGCCCAGGAAGCCGCAGCAAGGGUCGAUGUUGUCGGUAAAAAUGGCGGCAAAGAAAAUAUCCCCCCAGGUACACUCAUCGACAUUGAAAAGAAGAGCACCACGAAGUUGGUCCCAGCAUCAAAUCCCAAGCUGGUCAGCACCGUAUCGAUAGCAAAGCCCGUUUAUCGCAAUACUGCAAACCAAGCAUCGAAGCCAAAGACAGCAGAUCUUGUUACUUCAGCACCGAAGAAGGAAGAAUGGAAGCGCGAUGUGCUGAGAGAAAAACAAGACAAUGCGAGAUCCCAGCCACCUCGUGUCCAUCGUGAACAAGGCUUCUCUAGGGAAUCAAAAGCUCCAUUCAAAGCCUCCGCAUCGCUCAAUGCUAGGGCAUCUGCUUUGUCGGAUCGCCUUGGACAUUCAACAUCAAAUCGCUCUUCAAGAGCUGGAAAAAUAUCGAAGUUGGAGGAGCUGAACCAUCAAUAUCCCAUGCUCAUCGACAACAUUUCAAAACCUGCACUAUAUGAAGAGAAUUGGCUUUCUCAUCAGGAAACAGUGAUUACACAGCUAGUGAAUGCGUUGUUCGAGUGCACAAAUGGCGAUUUGGACACCUACGACCCGAAUGCUCUUCGCUUGGAAUUGCUUGAACUCUACCACACCGAGUACUUCACCCAGCUCUAUAGCCGACUGCAAGCGUCCUUGUCAUGUGGAAACUUGAGCGUUCCCAAAGACAUUCUCUCCCGCAACAGUCGUCUGAGGCACGAUCUGGGUCUUCGACGCAGAUACCUUGACAUUUGGAUUCAAUCGUAUGACCUCCGUGCCCUGACAGCAGCCUUGGAGACGGUUGUUGGUCGAAAGGUUUCAAGUGAUGCGGGCUUUUUCGAGACUGGUGCUGAAGCUUUCCAAGAGUGCACUGCAAAGCACCAGAAAACGAUACUCCGUAAAUUGGAGGGCUUUCUUGAGGCAUUCUUGCUGCGCAACGAUGACGUUGAUCUGUCCGUACCUGGAACCAAGGACAGUUCGACAGAGAUUCAAGCGAAGGCUUAUCGUCGGACAGUGCUUCGAAGCAUCAUGAUGGUUGUUCUCCUCGACCAGGGACGACAGUCUCUUAGAACUGGUCUUCCAUGUCGCCUUUUUGUGGCAUCUUCGCCUUUCAAAUCUUCUGUUGAAGUACUUCAGGGCUUGGCACGUUUGCUUCUUCCUUCUUGCGGUGAUAUUAUGAAGCCGUUGAGCCAUCUUGGUUGCCAUCUAUCUUACAAGCAGCACCAACUCCAGGAGUAUAGCUACCAGAUCGACAACAUUGCUGUAGACCUGAGAGAUGGUGUACGGCUGACCCGCAUGGUCGAAAUUCUUUUCUUCAAUUCAGAACAUGUACGGUCUGAUGUGGAAGAUCAGACGGAGGUCACCCUGUCUACUGGGCAGGCUCUUUCAUUGCCAGGGGACGAAAGAGACCUUCCUCUUUCCAAGCACUUGAAAUAUCCGUGCGUCAGUCGUGCUGCCAAGGUCUUCAAUGUACAAAUCGCUCUCUCUGCGUUGAGCUCCGUGCGAGGAUCUGGUGCGAUUGUCCAAGGCCUGCUGGCUGAAGACAUCGUUGAUGGUUAUCGCGAGAAGACCAUCGCACUUCUUUGGGCCCUGGUGAGCAAAUGGGGCUUGGCUGGUCUAGUCGACUGGGACGACGUUAGCAAGGAAGUCUCACGGCUGAAGCAAAAGGCUCUUUCGCUUGGCCACGAGAAUAUCCAGUAUGAGACUUCGUGCAUGGCCAGCAAGUCCAGCGAAGGUGAUGAACAUGCCCAUCUACUUCAACAGUGGGCUGCAAUCUUGGCGGCUCUGAGGGGCCUUUCCAUCAACAAUAUGACAACCAAGUUUGCGGACGGAAAGGUUUACGAAAGUAUCGUUGAUGAAUACGAGCCAUACAUCACUGGCAAUCCCCGUCUAGUGACAGCCACGCAGCCCAGUCUAUCAUUGGAAACACGCCUGCGCUUGCUGGGAUGUAGCUCCCAAUUCGCACAUCUCGUCUCCCCCGGUACAUUAUCCUCGCACAUUCUCGACCGCGAUUUCACCCUUGGUGCCCUCGCAUUCCUCUGUUCUCGAUUGCUCUCGGCAUCGAGGCGCUGCCGCGCAGCCACAGUGCUGCAGCGCGCUUGGCGAGCCCGCCUCGCAGUUCAACACAACUUUCGUCGCACCGUUGCCAAGAAUCUUGCCACCCACUGCGCAGCCGUUGUUCAAACACGAGACGAGAUCCUGUGGGCCAAGGGCGUGAUUACUCGACAUUGGAGACAGCACAAGGCUCGCCAGCAGUGCAAGGCACACGAUUUGCGCAAAUUUGACUAUCCCCGCGUUAAGACCGCCGGUCGUCGUCUUUGA
Messenger RNA from Penicillium cinerascens, 3078 nucleotides. It is a transcript of the gene sha1, whose product is annotated as putative calmodulin-binding protein Sha1. Bases 1 to 3078 code for a protein of 1025 amino acids. The transcript has 2 exons. Gene Ontology annotation, cellular component: spindle pole. Lineage: Eukaryota; Fungi; Ascomycota; Eurotiomycetes; Eurotiales; Aspergillaceae. The record is from RefSeq and is a predicted model, not a curated record. Gene Ontology annotation, biological process: mitotic cell cycle; establishment of meiotic spindle localization; spindle organization. Gene Ontology annotation, molecular function: protein binding.